This is a messenger RNA of Acromyrmex echinatior (Panamanian leafcutter ant), 690 nucleotides long. RefSeq names its product nascent polypeptide-associated complex subunit alpha, muscle-specific form-like. The record is from RefSeq and is a predicted model, not a curated record. NCBI's taxonomy places the organism in Eukaryota, Metazoa, Arthropoda, Insecta, Hymenoptera, Formicidae.
AUGGGGGUGGUCCCGGCGACGGCGCCGUCACCAAAGGGACCACCCGCCAAGCAGGGCGGACAGCCCCCUGUCGUACAAGGCGGCCAGCCCUCCGCAAAGAAGGCGAAGAUCCCUCCUAAGGCCGGUGGCAACGCGCCUGGCGUGUCCACCCCCACCGCGAGGAGGGACUCGCCUCCUCCUUCGAUCCCCCCAACAUCUGGGGACGGAGGGCGCAUGGCGGACGCGAAUGAGGCGACCUGGGCGCAGGUCGUCUCAAGGGCCGCGAAAAAGGCGGCCGCCAAGGCGGCGAAGACCGAGUCGGCACCGCCACGGCCGGCGCCCAAGAGCGCGAAGAGCGCCAACGCGCCCGUGACCCACGCUUCCAACAAAAAGGGGAGCGGUGGGAAAGCGGGCGGGACGGUCAGGAAGGGGAGUAGUGCCGCGAGGCCUCAAGCUUCCGGCAAAAAGGCUCCCCUUCCUAAGCUGAGGUCGCUAAGCUCGGCGGCCAUAGUGAUCACGUGCGCUGACCCCACCAACUAUCAAGAGGUGGUGGGGAAGGCAAGAUCCUCGAUUUCCCUCAAAGAUGUGGGGAUCGAGGAUCUCCGACCCAGGAGGGCCAUAACGGGGACCCUGAUUUGGGAGGUCCGGGGCCAGGAGUGCCGCGCCAAAGCUUGCGGAGAAGCUGUCGGCCGUCUUUGCGGAACGAGAUGA